ACUCCCCAUCAAACCUUUCUACACAAACACUCAAAGCUGUCCUCUCUCUCUCUUUCUCUCUCUCUCUAUAUACAUAUAUAGCAAGAAAUAGCCAUGGCUAAGCUUGCUUCAAUGGUGGUAUUUGUGAUCCUUGUUAUAUCCAUGCUUUCUGCCACUAUUCUGGCUUCAAAGACCAGGAACCACAAUGGUGGUUCAGGCUAUGGUCCUGGAAGCUUAAACCCCACACAGUGUCUGCCACAAUGCACAAGGAGAUGUAGCCAGACACAAUACCACAAGCCAUGCAUGUUCUUUUGCCAGAAGUGUUGCAAGAAGUGCCUUUGUGUUCCCCCUGGUUUCUAUGGCAACAAGGGGGUUUGCCCUUGCUACAACAACUGGAAGACCAAGGAAGGAGGACCCAAAUGCCCCUAAUCAUCCAACUACUAUUACUUUCUUAAUUACUUAAUCACUCCAUAAUAAUCCAUUAAUUAAUAAUUGAUUUCCCCCAAUUAGUUUGGUGCAUGCAAUUAUAGUUGCAGUUUACUUUGCUUGGAUAUCUGUUUUCCUAGUUCCUUUUUGUUCUUCUUUUGUUUUAAUUAUUAUUGUUAUCCGGUCAUUGGUUCUGUGACCCAUAAUCACUUGUGUUAAUUGUAUUGUAUGGCUCCUUUUGGGUAGAAAUAAUUUGUAAUACCCAAGAUGAGAGCUGAUGUUGUGUUGGACCAACUUUUGGUCUUACUUAAUUAAUUUGAUAUGUUUUGUUAGAAAAUUUA
Molecule: messenger RNA, 746 nt
Organism: Ipomoea triloba (trilobed morning glory)
Lineage: Eukaryota; Viridiplantae; Streptophyta; Magnoliopsida; Solanales; Convolvulaceae
Product: gibberellin-regulated protein 6-like
Exons: 3
Coding region: 94-408 (104 amino acids)
Source: RefSeq, a predicted model, not a curated record